CUGGAUCCCCGCUUGCACAAGAACUAGAAAAUCUCCAAGGCAUUACAAACGCAUUGUUUCUAAUAUUGAAUUUGUUCCACUCCGAUGCCCCCAUUCGCUAAAAAUAGCCCAAUCCUGGCUAAGGGCACAGCGAUUAAGAUAAAGUCGAAAAUGGAUCUCAAGUGGUCCAAAACAAGACGCCUGCUGCUGUAAGCGCCGCGGCGCCUUAGAACUAGCGCUCAUGCAGUGCAACAUGCAUUUAGGGUGCCUGCUGCUCGCCCCUCUGUGCCUCAUUUUCUGCAUUUACAUCGUCUUUGCAGUGAGGAGCAGCUUGGAGGCGAAGCCCUCCAACGAAGUAAAUAUCAUUGGGCGAGAGGGCCUGGGAAGUGUUAACACCAGUGAUUCUGUGGAAAUUGGGGCGCUGAUUCCCAAAGCGAAGCAUCACGUGCCUAAGUUCAUGCUGGAACUAUACGAGAAGAACAAGAGUGCCAAAAAACGCGAAGCUGAUCUGGUGCGGAGUUUGAUCCCUGCGCAAGCAGAGAACCUCAACCAAGAGGACGUUGUGGAGGAGCUGAGCGAAAACCAUCUGCUGGUCUUUAACAUCCCCAGCUCGGCCAAGGAUGAAAAGUUCAUGGCAGCCGAAAUGAAGGUCCUCACGCGAGUCGAAGUCCGAUCCAAGGAAGAAUCGGGCGUGAAGAAGUUCCUCAAAAUAUCGCUCUUCAAUCACCACACUCAACGCUACUCGCACCACAGCGAAAGGCAGAUUCACCAUCUGAACGACACGUGGCUGACCUUCAACUUGACCGAAGAAGUCGGCCAACUCCUGCAAGAGAGCAGUGAAGACACGCUCCUGAAAGUGCUCAUCACCCUAUCCAGCGUCUACCAUCAGGAGCAAAACCACUUGAAGUUGUCUAUUCUUCCGUUAAUGGAGGGCUUCGACAGCGACCACGACUACCCCAUCUUGAUCCUGUCCUAUUCCAUUGAGGAAAAGUCGCACCCUAAGCAGAAGAAAAAGAGUGGGUUGCUUCAAGCGCGCAACCGAAGGAGCGCCGAUAUAGAAGACUACGAGGAGGAAACCAACACGAUUUGGACUGGCGAGCUGCCGCGGCAGCUCCUGAGGAAAAUCAAGCGAAACAACUGCCGAAGAAGGCCGCUCUAUGUGGAUUUCGCCGAGAUUAAGUACGAUUCGUGGAUCGUGCAACCGGCUGGAUACGAUGCCUACCAAUGUCAAGGAAAGUGUUUCUACCCGGUGGCUGACCAUUUGAGCCCAACCAAGCACGCGAUCAUGCAGGCUUUGAUCCACAGUGUGGAUGCUUCAAAGGCUUCUCGAUCCUGCUGCGUGCCAACAGUGUUAGAUUCGAUUUCAGUUUUGUAUGUGGAUGAAAGAGGAGUAUUGACGUAUCGAUUUGCCUACAAGGACAUGGUUGUUGUGGAGUGCGGAUGUCGAUGAAUUAACACGAUUUAUGUUCAACGGAGAA
Molecule: messenger RNA, 1457 nt
Organism: Dendroctonus ponderosae (mountain pine beetle)
Lineage: Eukaryota; Metazoa; Arthropoda; Insecta; Coleoptera; Curculionidae
Product: bone morphogenetic protein 10
Exons: 4
Coding region: 221-1429 (402 amino acids)
Biological process (GO): SMAD protein signal transduction; BMP signaling pathway
Cellular component (GO): extracellular region
Molecular function (GO): cytokine activity; growth factor activity
Source: RefSeq, a predicted model, not a curated record